AUGCCACCCCAACAGAAGUCCCCCGUCUACGUGCUGGGCGUCGGCAUGACCAAGUUCGUCAAGCCCCGCGGCAAAAUCGAUUACAAUGAGCUCGGCUACGAGGCCGGCAUCAAGGCCAUGCUCGACGCACACAUUACCUAUGACGACGUCGACCAGGGUGUGGCCUGCUACUGCUAUGGCGACAGCACCAGCGGCCAACGUGUCUUCUACCAGUUCGGCAUGACGGCCAUCCCGAUCCACAAUACCAAUAAUAAUUGCGCGACGGCCUCGACCGGGCUGGUGCUAGCCCGAAACACCAUUGCAUAUGGCGGUGCAGACUGUGUGCUCGUGGUGGGAUUUGAGAAGAUGAUGCCGGGAAGUCUGUCUAGCCACUGGCAAGAUCGCACGGAUCCGAUUGAGAAGACGAUCGACAUGAAGCACAAACUCCGAGCGGCGACCAAAGCACCCAUGGCCGCCCAGCUAUACGCGACGGCGGCCGAGGAGUAUAUGAACAAAUAUGGUGCUGAACCAGACGACUUUGCGGAAAUCGCUCGCAUCAACCACGAACAUUCGCAGCGAAACCCCUACUCGCAGUUCCGUGACGUCUAUACCCGCGACCAGAUCCUGCAGUCGCCUCGUGUCGACGGAGUCCUGACAAAGCUGCAGUGCUGUCCCACGAGUGACGGUGGCGCCGCGGCGGUGUUGGUUUCCCAGGCCUUCCUCGACGCUCGGCCCGAGUUAAAGUCCCAAGCCAUCCUGAUCGCAGGGCAAUCGAUGCUGACCGACCCGGCGAACACCUUCGAUGGCAGCGCACUGAACCUGAUUGGACACCGCCUCUCUGCCCGGUGCGCCCAGACGGCUCUCCAGGAGGCCAACACCCGGAUCGAGCAGAUCAAACUAGUCGAGUUGCAUGACUGCUUCUCGGUCGCCGAGAUGAUCUGGAUUGACGCCCUCGGUCUCAGCGAGCCGGGCAAAGCUCACGAAUUCGUUCGACAAGGCAAGAACACCUACGGGGGCCAGGUCGUCAUCAACCCUUCGGGCGGUCUCAUCUCCAAAGGCCACCCCCUCGGCGCCACCGGCUUAGCUCAGUGCGCCGAGCUCGUCUGGCAGCUGCGCGGCUGGGCUAAUAACCGCCUAGUUGAGAGCAUUUCCGUGGCACUGGCUCAUAAUCUUGGGAUGGGAGGCGCCGGGGUCGUGACGGUCUACAAGAGAGCUGACGGAAAGUUAAACCGCCGGGUCGAGAAUGCAGAGGUGGCGAAGAUUACGGGCCUAGGCUAUAAUCCGGCUGUCGAAGCUCGGGGUUUCACCAAGGCACAGGCAGAGUUGGUUCGAUCGAGGUCCAACAGCAGCCAUUGGGCUCUGGGGGACACCCAAUCGAAGGUGGAGGCGCGAUUUUGA
Cladophialophora immunda is the source of this 1377-nucleotide messenger RNA. RefSeq lists its product as uncharacterized. The record is from RefSeq and is a predicted model, not a curated record. Gene Ontology annotation, molecular function: acyltransferase activity, transferring groups other than amino-acyl groups. Lineage: Eukaryota; Fungi; Ascomycota; Eurotiomycetes; Chaetothyriales; Herpotrichiellaceae. The transcript has 2 exons. Bases 1 to 1377 code for a protein of 458 amino acids.